GCAGACUCUUUUGUACUAGAAUAAAGGAUCCAUCAGGGAUCAGUUUAUUUUUAUCAAGGCUAAAACCGUUUCAGCAUUUUUAAUAUCGAUCUUACGAGUGAAGCAUGUUUCUUACUUAAAUGUACAAUCACCAUCAGCAUAGCUUUGGCUCUUGAUUUCAAUAUCCGAACAGAUCCUGAUACAAAAAUAUUGAAUCGACGACUAGCAUCGAUAAUCUCGAGAAUAAUCGGACAUAAUGGCUCCACUCACUCUCAGCGCUUUCCACUGGCGAAAGAAGGGACUCACUCCAGAGGAAUUCAAGAACCACUAUGAAACGGUCCACAUCCCUAUUCUCCAAGAAAUAGCUGGCGAUAAGUUCCCAAAGACGCACACAAGACAUUAUGUGGUCCGAACCGCUGAAGGAGCCACAUCUGAUGACAAGUCCAACUCGAACUACAAAGCAAGUGUUUAUGCUGGCACGAACUCCGAGGAUUUCGACUACGAUGUGUAUAGUGAGCUCGUCUUCGAGGACGAGGCAAGUUUCAAAGCCUUUGAAGCUGUUAUGUUUGAUCCUGUCUUGGGUCCGAAGAUCAAUGAGGAUAGCGUCAAGUUCAUAGACCACGUAAAGAUGGUUUGGAUCAACAUUUCUGAGUCCACCACGGCUCAGACAUCCAAAUAGUGUUAUUUCUUUUGGAGGGGGGGGGGAUUUUCGGGAAGGAUCCUGCUGGUGAUGGUUUGAUGGUUUGAUGAUUUAAAGAUCAGCAGUCUGAGGGAUGAAAAUAUUCAGUGGUAAUGAUGUCAGAUUUAGGUUGUGAAGUCCGCAAUCAUUUUCAAUACAACCUCUAGGCAUAUAAUUGUAAAAUAGUCUCUCUGAAGUUGAAAUCCUUCUGCGACGCCGUGUAUUCCAAGUUUAAUCUUGGCCGAACAGUGACCAUCGUGGUGCAAGCCUAGAUGCAAGUAUUUGUUACUACCAGAGAUAAUUACUUUAAGGAAUGCGAAGGAUUUGACAAACCUGCUGACUGUAGUGGCUUUCAGGCAUUCAAAAACCACUAACUGUUAUUGUAUGUCUUUCCCUAGAUCUAGCUAAGCAGUGGGUAUCAAACAAGUCCAAUAUAAUCAUCUCCGUUCUUAUCA
Molecule: messenger RNA, 1113 nt
Organism: Botrytis cinerea B05.10
Lineage: Eukaryota; Fungi; Ascomycota; Leotiomycetes; Helotiales; Sclerotiniaceae
Exons: 2
Coding region: 236-658 (140 amino acids)
Molecular function (GO): oxidoreductase activity
Source: RefSeq, a predicted model, not a curated record